Messenger RNA from Drosophila eugracilis, 3693 nucleotides. It is a transcript of the gene NaPi-III, whose product is annotated as sodium-dependent phosphate transporter 2. Gene Ontology annotation, molecular function: phosphate transmembrane transporter activity. Gene Ontology annotation, biological process: phosphate ion transmembrane transport. The transcript has 7 exons. Lineage: Eukaryota; Metazoa; Arthropoda; Insecta; Diptera; Drosophilidae. The coding region runs from base 1033 to 3039 and encodes 668 amino acids. The record is from RefSeq and is a predicted model, not a curated record. Gene Ontology annotation, cellular component: membrane.
CAUCUCUACUUAGCCAAGCAAGCCGGUGGUUGCGCGCGACUUCGUCCCGCUUAAAUAAAUUCAAUAGACGAGUUAUUGAUUUGAAAAAGUGCUGUUGAUCAAACAUGGUGAAUAAUUCUCUAUGGUUGAAACAACUUUGCUACCCCAAACGUCAGUUUACCAACUCGACACUUCUUAACUCCUAUUCAACAUAACAAGAAACUUAUUAUAAUUAAUUAUUAAACAACCAACACAACAACACUAUAUCCACUUAAUCAACAACAUCGUCGUUUAAACUCAAAAACGUAAACACAACAAUUGCUUAAGGAGUCAUCCAGGAGGAUUAAACGAAUUGAUGUGGAGUUAAUGUUGAAUAUUUUCCAACAUUAAUCAUCAAAAUUCUGGCAACAUCAGGAAUUUUGCUGUUGGCGAAAAGGAAAAGGAUUUUAAUUUGGAAUAUUAUUGUUCGUUUCAUUUCGGUGUUCGGUGUUUUUGUCUAACGCAGGGUUAUAUUUUUUAGGAUUUUAUUUAUUUAUUUAUUGCUAUAAUUUAAGGCGGAGCUGAUCCUCAGCUUUGAAGAGAGAGGCUCCCAACCGAAAAGGGGUUACAAUUUAGAGAUAUAAACAUUUUCAGGGUAAUUAGUCAACUAAGUAACGCACCUUCGCAGUUCCAAGCGGCGAGUUGUUCCCCCAUUUUCAUUAUGAAAAUAACGACAAUGAAGUUUAAGCGCAAAUAUGGCUGUUUAGAGAAUAUUUGAAAAGAAUUUCUCACUUAUUAACCAAUUUGGAUUUUUGUUUCGACCCUCAUUUGUUACGUAGUCUUGUAUUUUAUAAGUUAUCAACGAUUGUUUUGCACAAUUCAACGCCAUCCACAAAUCCACCCAGUUAAAUCCGCACUACCCAAAAAUCCAUACAGUUUUUGAGUUCAGUUUACUUUCGAGGAGCGAGGAGUCUAAUCAGUAUUUAGUUAGAGCCGAGAGAGUUUAGUGGUUUGCACCGAAAGGGUUUUGAAUUACAUUUAACUGCGAACCAACCAACCAUUGACCACCACAACAUGGAGAGUUUUUCGCCGGAGUUACUAUGGAUGGUUGUCAUCGGCUUCUUAAUCGCCUUUGUCCUGGCCUUCGGGAUCGGUGCCAAUGAUGUGGCCAAUUCCUUUGGCACCAGCGUUGGCUCUGGAGUACUUACCAUCCGGCAGGCAUGCAUUUUGGCCACCAUAUGCGAAAUAUCGGGCGCCGUUUUGAUUGGCUACAAGGUGUCGGAUACCAUGCGAAAGGGAAUCCUGGAAGUGGGUCUGUAUGAGGGCGCCGAGGAGGUGUUGAUGCUGGGCUGCGUGGCUGCUUUGGGCAGUAGUGCCGUGUGGCUGCUGGUGGCCACUUUUUUGAAGCUACCCAUUUCGGGAACACACAGCAUUGUGGGCUCGACCAUUGGAUUUUCAUUGGUGGCACGCGGUGUUCAAGGCCUGAAGUGGUCCACCCUGGGCACAAUCGUGGGAUCGUGGUUCAUUUCGCCGGUGAUGAGCGGAGUUGUUAGCAUCCUCCUAUUUCUGGCCAUUCGCCGAUUCAUCCUGCGUGCCCAGGAGCCGCUUAAGGCAGGAUUCCGAUCACUGCCCAUCUUCUAUGGCGUGACGUUUUUCAUCAAUGUGAUCAGUGUAGUGCUAGAUGGACCCAAGCUACUCUAUAUGGACAACAUCCCCACGUGGAUAGCCCUGACCGCCAGUUUUGGUCUGUCAUUGCUGGUGGCCUUGCUGACGCAGUUGAUAGUGGUUCCAUUGCAGCGGCGCAAGAUUGCUAAGCGGUUGCGUGCCGAGAAUCCAGUCAAGUUUAACUUCGAGGACUCUGUAGAAUCCUCGCCGUCGGGCAGUCCUAAGAAGCAGCGUCGUCCUUUGUCGCUGGUUAGCGAAGGAAAGCCACUGCCAGCCAUCGCGGAAAUUACCGAGCUGGUCUCAUUGAGUGACAACUCACCCAGGACCUUUAAACUGGCUCCAUUCGGACUUGCGGCUAAGAACAACAAUGCACCCGGCGAGGAGUACAAGAUUGAUCCGCAGCUGAUCAAGAAGGCAGAGGACCUGUUGGGCAAGGCUAGCCUGGACAACACCGAUCUGACGAUCACUAGCCUGAAUUUCAUCGACGAGCAGCAGCAACAGCAACAGCAGCAACAAAAUGGACGCAAGUUGCAGGAGUGCUUCAAAAGGAUGCAGUCGCCCAAAGAGGAGCAAAAGCACAAGGCGAGCCCCAUCGGAACGGACCUAGAAGCCGGAGCUACCAAGGCCACCAACAACAACCUUCAAGUGGUGGAGAGUGCCGGCAGCCUCGAUCUGAUGAUCAGUUCUACACUAUCGCCCAACUCCAGUAAGGUUCCUUUGAUCGAGAGCAAGGAGGCGUUAAAUGAGCAGGAGGAGGAGUUAAAGCGGGCGGCGGCCGGUGGACGAAGAACUAGUGGUGCUGAGGAGACCCCAGAGAUUUCUAUGCUUUUCUCGUUCCUCCAGAUCCUGACAGCCACCUUUGGGAGUUUCGCGCACGGUGGCAAUGAUGUGAGCAACGCCAUCGGCCCACUGAUUGCACUUUAUAUGAUCUAUCGCGAGGGCUCGGUAAUGCAGCGGGCGGAAAGUCCCAUCUAUAUUCUGAUCUAUGGAGGCAUCGGCAUCUCCGUGGGUCUCUGGCUGUGGGGACGACGCGUCAUUGAGACCAUUGGCAAUGACCUCACCAAAAUCACCUCAUCAACUGGCUUUACCAUCGAAGUCGGAGCUGCCAUCACCGUACUGCUGGCCAGCAAAAUUGGCUUGCCCAUUUCGACCACUCAUUGCAAAGUCGGUUCGGUGGUUUUCGUGGGGCAUGUGAGUGCAUCGGGUCGCAAGAAGGGUCAACAGUCAAAUGACCAGGAACAUCAAGUGGGAACUGAUAAGGAUGUUGCGCCCACGGAGGACGGCAGUGUUGAUUGGCACCUAUUCCGGAACAUUGCCUAUGCCUGGAUUGUGACAGUGCCGGUUACGGCUCUUCUAAGCGCCGGAAUGAUGUACGUGCUGUGUGCCAUUGCCGUGGAUGACAUGGGUGGGGCCUAGAGAUAGGACAAAGAUUGCCAUUCAAUUAUUAAUUGUAAUUACAAAACCAAAAUAAUGUUUCGUAAUUGUACACGUUGGAAAACACAAAACUUAAUAUUAAACACCCAAGAGGAAACUCAAGAAAAAAAAAGUGAGAAACAGAAAAUCUUAACUAAAUUACUCGCCUAACUAAAGCAUUGUAUUUAGCUCAUAGAACUUCUCUGAGUCUAACUAAUCUUGAUAUUAUUUAAUAUGUGUACGCCCAAGCAUGUCGUGAUUUGAUUUCCGAUUUCUACACUUCGAUUUAUGUUUAUAUCCGAUUUGUACUUUCCCUAAAAUGCCUUUGAACUCAAAUUAAUUUACACCACUCAAUAGAGCAGAGCAAAACACUUGAAUAAAAUACAAACUAUGUACAACAGAAGAUGUUUAUACGAUGUGGUCAGACCAAUUUUUAAUUUUAUAUUCUUUUAUUUAUUAUUUACUGAAUUGAUUUUGAAAUUUCUCUUUGAGAUUCCUUUGUCACGGUACUAAUUGGUUUUAAGUUCGGUUAAAUACUAAUUCAAAACCUAACUUAUGAGGCUCUCCAGUCCGUUAUCGAUUUACAUUCCAUUGAGAGCCAGUUCGUAUAGAAUUUCACUAUGUAGUUAUACGAAAAAUAAAUACAAAGUUAUGACA